This is a messenger RNA of Anguilla anguilla (European eel), 3271 nucleotides long. It is a transcript of the gene wdpcp, whose product is annotated as WD repeat containing planar cell polarity effector. Gene Ontology annotation, biological process: cilium organization; nervous system development; establishment of protein localization. Lineage: Eukaryota; Metazoa; Chordata; Actinopteri; Anguilliformes; Anguillidae. The coding region runs from base 690 to 2831 and encodes 713 amino acids. The transcript has 18 exons. The record is from RefSeq and is a predicted model, not a curated record. Gene Ontology annotation, cellular component: axonemal basal plate.
GUGUCCUAGUGACUCAAUUGAAACACUUCUUAACGAGCGACUCAAUAUUUUGACGAAAAUUAAAUUUAAUAAAAUGGUUAGUUCUAACUAUAAAAAUGAAUGAGGACUAAUGUUAAAUAGCCAAACGAACCAGCUACUAAACUUGCAAAUGGCUAUGAUAAUUAUAAACCGGAUUGCUGAAAACAUAUUUUCUGACAAUGAUAGUUUAUGUAAUAUAAAAAGGAAACCACUGAUUCAGUUACCUUUCUUUGGAUGUGAAAACUAACAUGUUUAAUGUACACUAGUAUAGCCUAAAGUCGGCUAACAUUAUCGUUAGCUUGAUGUAAGGAGUUGUGCUUCACUGGUUGCCUAGACACGGGGCACUCCAAUCUUAAUCCCGGGUAGCUGUCUGAAGUCAGUCGCAAACGUUAAAUGCUCCAGGGUGAUGCUUUCAUUUACUUUGUACGUUAAUUUAUUAGCUUUAUGAUAAUUACCACAGCAAUUCAAAUGCAACUUUCAUUUAAAGGUGGACCCAGGGUGGACCUGAACCGGUAAAACAGUGCCGGAACUUUCAUAGAUCAUUAUUCACAACCCAAAAAUCUGUGGCCAGAUAAAUUAGCUCGUUCAUUAGCGCGUUACAGUACGCCGAUUUCUCGGAGAAAAGAACGCCUAGCUAACUAGCAAACGAAUCGAGUUUCUCCUUCAAUCAGAUGUCGUUCUGCCUGGCUGAGCUGCACUUGUGGUCCUCAAAGAGUUCCUUGCAUGUCAGAGAUACAGAUAUUGGCACGCACCAGUACUAUGACAAAGGAGAACCGGUGAACCUGGCUGAUCACCACUACUUCAAUGAGAAGCAGCAUUUCGCAGAGACUCGCGGUCUCUGCUGGACUCCCAAGAACUCCCGUCCUGAGAAGCUGCGCGACUCCCUGAAGGAGCUGGAGGAGCUGCUGCAGGUCAGCAUGUGCGUUGGCUGCAGAUGGAGGAACACACGCUCCUGUCAGAUGCUGCUGAGCUCAGGGGUGUUGGUGACCCUGGGCCAGAGUGGAGCACAGCUGGAGCGGGUGUGUGUGGACCGGGCCCUGGUGGGACGGCUGGCCGCAGACACCAUCAGCGACGCGGUGAUCACAGACCGGUUCCUGCUCCUCUCCUUUGUGGAGAAGAACAAGGUGAGCCUGGUGCACCUAACCAAGAGGAGUCAGAGUUCCCCGGAUCUGAACAGACGAGUGGACAAGCUCUCCUUCUCAGACCUCAAGAUCUCCAGCGUGGACCUGCCCGGUCCGGCCGGGCGGCGGCUGGGUCUGCGGGUGGGGCUGAACCGCUCGCAGGAUGUGGCGGUUUGCUGGUGGCCAGCGGUUAAUGAGGAGGCCUGGCCUUGGUCUCCCGUCCCCAGCGAGGGAGACCGGGCCAACCUGGUGCUGCUGGGCUGCGGCGGCGCUGGCGGCCUGAAGGUCCUGAGCCAAAUUCGGACGGAGGGGGACCCCCUGGACUGCCGCUUCAGCCUCAGCCAGCCCUACCAGAUCCUGACGGUGGAGCUGGGGGCGGGGGAGAGCACGGCGGACAGCUGCGUGUACGAGUGCGCCAGGGGGCGGCCCCAGCGCCUGUCCGUCACCAGCGUGCCCCUGUCCUCCCGGCCGGCGUCCUGCUGCCGCGACCCGUCCGAGAGCAAGCUGCUGCUGGGCCUGCGGGACUCGUCCCUGGUGCUGUACGACGCCCGCCGCGGGGUCACCCUGCUCGCCCAGGCGCCCAUGCUGCCCUCCUUCGCGGCCUGGCACCCGGGCGGCGCCCUGCUGGCGGUGGGCGACGGGCAGGGGGAGCUCCAGUGCUUCGACGCCGGCCUCUCGCCCGUCCGCGUGCAGCUGCUGGCGGAGGAGGCGGCCCCCGGCCCCACCCUGCAGCUGUCCCGCCACCUGCGGGCCCCGGGGGGCCUGGCGGGGCUGCACUGGGCCGCGCCCCCGCACGGCGGCGAGGGGGCCGAGGUGCACGACCUGCUGAUCCUCGCCUACCACGGCGGCCCCAUCGGAGCCCUCCGCUUCAGGCUGGGGGCCCUGACGGGGGGCCAGGUGGGUCCGGCGGAGCUGGUCCAGGAGAGGCUGCGGUGCGGCCAGGCGGAGGAGGCCGUGGGCCUGCUGGGGGCCAUGGACUGGAGCACCAUGGGAGCCGAGUGCUACCGAGCGCUGGCCGCCAUCGCCGACCACCUGCUCCGGCAAGAGCUGGACGAGGACAGGGAAGCCCAGCUGGAGGCUGCUCUGGGGAUGUUCUACGCCCCGUCCCGGCCCCUGUCCGACAUGGUGGUGCUGGAGUACCGAGACGCCAUCAGCAAGUACGCCCGGCGUUUCUUUCACCACCUGCUGAGGUACCAGCGCUUUGAGAAGGCCUUCCUGCUGGCGGUGGACGUCGGGGCGAGGGACCUGUUCAUGGACAUCCAUUACGUAGCGCGAGAUAAGGGGGAAUUGGUGCUGGCUGAGGUGGCGAAGAAGAGGGCUAAUGAAAUCGAUGCGGAAUCCCUAACAACCGGACUGGCAGGGGAGCAGGAGUGGGGUACUGCACGUGACUCCACCGUGCCGGACAGACAGACGACCAGACGGAGGGACAGUCAGCUGGGACGGAAGACUCAGGUUCUCCCCGGGGAAGGGCGCGGCCGCGACCUGUCCCACACCCAAUCUCAGGACAGCCUGUCGUCACGAGCUGCUAGCCGAGGACAGCAGACCAGAGGGCUGGAUGAGGUCUUCUCCGGAGCUAUGGCCGGGGAUGAAACCUGGGACUGGGCACAGGCAGAAUUUAACAUCGAUGCCAGCGAGGAUCAGGUGACUGACGAUCCCGGAACACUCAAAGUUGUCCAUUUUGGUUUGGUUUGAACAACCACUUGCCUUUUCGUUUUCAGAAUGUUGGCUAACAUUUUAAAAAUAACAUUGAACACUUUUAGUUUUAUGUUAUGAUGGUUUGCCGCAAAACAUAUUAUUUGAAUAUAAAUAUUGUAAAAAUAAAUGCUCGAGCGUUCGAUGAGAAGUGAAACGGUAAUAGUUUAGCUUAUUCUGUUUGGGGCAAUAUAAUGCCAAGUGCGCAUGCCAAACUGUCUUACCCGUGGGCAUUUGUCAGACUAUAUAAAAGCUACGGAAUUAAUAAACCUAUUCUGUUUUAAUGAAUAGGCUACAACUAAAUCGUACAUUAUUUAACGAGACAAUUAUAUUACCCGACUGUAGCGUUUUUAUGAUUCUAGGCAAUGUUUUCUACUUUUAUCGAAAUUUCUGUUUGCAAAAAUCAUGCAUAAUAAAGAUAUUUUUCAAUGCAAUCUUCA